AUGGCGGUGGACAUCGAGUACCGCUACGGCUGCGUGGCCUCCCCUUUGCGCAGGGACAGGUUCGCCUGCAAGAUCUCUCCCAAGGCCAGCAAGCCCCUGCGGCCUUGCAUUCAGCUGAGCAGCCGGAGCGAGGCCAGCGGCGUGGCGGCGCCGCUGAUGCAGGAGAAGAAGGCCAAAAAGCGCGUGUCCUUCGCGGAUCACCAGGGGCUGGCCCUGACCAUGGUUAAGGUGUACUCGGAGUUCGACGACCCCUUGGACAUCCCGUUCAACAUCACGGCGCUUCUGGAGAACAUCGUGACGCUGACCACCGCCGAGUGCGAGAGCUUCGUGCUGGACUUCGAGCAGCCCUCCGCCGACUACCUGCGCUUCCGCAGCCGCCUGCAGGCCGAGCACGUGUGCCUGGAGAACUGCGUGCUGAAGGACAAGGCCCUGUCGGGGACGGUGAAGGUCCAGAACCUGGCCUUCGAGAAGUCCGUGAAGAUCCGCAUGACCUUCGACACGUGGAAGAGCUUCACGGACUUCGAGUGCCAGUACGUGAAGGACACGUACGCGGGCUCGGACAGGGACACGUUCUCCUUCUGCAUCGGCCUCCCGGACAAGAUCCAGUCCUACGAGAGGAUGGAGUUCGCCGUGUGCUACGAGUGUAGCGGACACACGUACUGGGACAGCAACCAGGGCAGGAACUACCGCAUCAUCCAGGCCGAGCUCCGGGGCCCGCAGGGAGGGAGCCCGGCCCCCGGGGGCCCGGACCUGGGCAUCUCCUUCGAUCACUUCGGGAGUCCCCGCUGCUCCUACGGACUCUACCCAGAGUGGCCCAGUUACCUGGGCUACGAGAAGCUGGGCCCUUAUUACUAG
Molecule: messenger RNA, 855 nt
Organism: Gracilinanus agilis (Agile Gracile Mouse Opossum)
Lineage: Eukaryota; Metazoa; Chordata; Mammalia; Didelphimorphia; Didelphidae
Gene: PPP1R3B
Product: protein phosphatase 1 regulatory subunit 3B
Exons: 1
Coding region: 1-855 (284 amino acids)
Biological process (GO): regulation of glycogen biosynthetic process
Cellular component (GO): protein phosphatase type 1 complex
Molecular function (GO): glycogen binding; protein phosphatase 1 binding
Source: RefSeq, a predicted model, not a curated record